Molecule: messenger RNA, 706 nt
Organism: Jaculus jaculus (lesser Egyptian jerboa)
Lineage: Eukaryota; Metazoa; Chordata; Mammalia; Rodentia; Dipodidae
Gene: Spryd7
Product: SPRY domain containing 7
Exons: 5
Coding region: 16-606 (196 amino acids)
Molecular function (GO): protein binding
Source: RefSeq, a predicted model, not a curated record
AGGUCGCUGCGCGCCAUGGCCGCGUCGGUGUGGUGCUGCCUGCGGUGCUGCCGGGACGGCGGGACGGGCCACAUUCCGCUGAAGGAAAUGCCGGCCGUGCAGCUGGACACGCAGCACAUGGGAACAGACGUUGUCAUUGUGAAAAAUGGAAGAAGAAUAUGUGGAACCGGAGGUUGUUUAGCCAGUGCACCUUUACAUCAAAACAAAAGCUACUUUGAAUUCAAAAUCCAGUCCACAGGAGUCUGGGGCAUAGGUGUUGCAACUCAGAAGGUUAACCUGAACCAGAUUCCUCUUGGCCGAGACAUGCACAGCCUGGUGAUGAGAAAUGACGGAGCCCUGUACCACAACAAUGAAGAGAAAAACAGGCUGCCAGCAAACAGCCUUCCUCAGGAGGGAGAUGUGGUGGGUAUUACAUACGACCAUGUAGAAUUAAAUGUGUAUUUGAAUGGAAAAAACAUGCAUUGCCCAGCAUCAGGUAUACGUGGGACAGUGUAUCCAGUUGUAUAUGUUGAUGACAGUGCAAUUUUGGAUUGCCAGUUCAGUGACUUUUAUCAUACUCCUCCACCCGGAUUUGAGAAGAUACUAUUUGAGCAGCAAAUCUUCUGAAUGUAUUUGCUUUUAAAACUUGUACUUCUGCACUGUUACACAAGUGUUUACUACUUAAUAAAGCUUUAUCAGAAAUAUAGAAGAAAAUAUAUUCUUAAAA